Cyclopterus lumpus (lumpfish) is the source of this 10660-nucleotide messenger RNA. RefSeq names its product BAH and coiled-coil domain-containing protein 1. NCBI's taxonomy places the organism in Eukaryota, Metazoa, Chordata, Actinopteri, Perciformes, Cyclopteridae. The record is from RefSeq and is a predicted model, not a curated record. The coding region runs from base 1 to 8895 and encodes 2964 amino acids. Gene Ontology annotation, molecular function: chromatin binding. The transcript has 29 exons.
AUGGAAGGACGGGAUUUCGCUGCUCCGGCGCACCUCCUCUCAGAGCGGGGCACCCUGGUGCACCGAGCCGCCUCUCGGAUCGCUCCCUCGGGCCACGGCUCUGUACAGCACGGCGGUCACUUCACGCCGGGGAAAUACUACCCGUCGCACAUACCGAUGGCUCCCCACUCAGGCAGCGGAUUGAUGGGCAAUUCCUCCGCCUCCUUCAUGGGGACCUUUCUGGCGAGUAGUCUGGGCUCGCCCCCCUCCCACCCGUCUCACCCUUCCCGGCCGCCCUCCUCGCCCUCCUCGCCCUCCUUCCGGGGCGGACCUCACUCCAGCGCCUCGCAAAUCUGGUUUCCCCAUUCACAUGAAGCAGCUCCAGGGUAUCCUCGAUUCUCAGGGAGUUUGGCCCACACUUUCCUUCCCAUGAGCCACUUGGAUCACCACGCCAACAGUGGAGUUCUCUACGGGCAGCACCGUUUCUAUGACACGCAAAAAGAGAACUUCUAUCUUCGAGGUCUCCCGUCCCAGCCACCUCUCAUCUCAGCCAAUCACAGUCUGCCACCAAUGUCCAGGGCAGGUGCAGGACACUCUCAGGGGUCCUGCAGCAGAGACAGAGAUCCAGGAAUAGGCACUGCUCUACAUAAGGGCCUAAAAGAGGGGUCUGUGGAGAGAGGAGUGGUACCUGUAAAGGACAAGGAGAGGUCCAGUAGCAAACAAGAGGCAAAGGAGAGACAGCAGCAGCAGCAGCAGCAGCAGCAGCAGCAGCAGCAACAACAACAGCAACAGCAACAGCUCCACAACCACCAGCCACCGCAGCCCACACACCACCACCAUUCCCACUCCCAUCUGCAGCACCCACACUAUCCACAGCACCCACUACCCCUGGAGGAGGUCAACAGUCGGGCCCUGGAGAGGCACAAGGCCUCCCUUACCAUGGAGUACAGCAAGGAACACCCUCAGAGUAUGGGCAAGCCCCUCAGUGCCUGCUUGCACAAUGGCAAGAUGCAAAACGGAGAUGCAGGAACUGGAGCAGGGGCUAAGAACUCCAUGCCCAGCUGUGGGGGGGAGGGCACAGCCCUUGGGGUCAUGGUGGGUGGAGGGAGCAACCAGGGUAGACAUAUGGGGUCCAGUGUUAGUAGUCGCUGUACCAAAGAGGGGAUAAGUGGGGAGAUGAGGAUCAGUGAACAACCUUCAGACUGUCUGGAAAGGGGUCAGGCACCACUCCACCACUCUCUGUCCUACUCCGUACCCCCACCCUUACACAUGGGUGCUGCUGCUGGAGGGGCACACCCCCAUCCGCAUCCUCAUACUCACCCCCAUACACAUCCUCACCCAGGGGGCUUCCACUGCCUUCAGCUCCACCCUAGCCACCCACACCAUCCACAUCAUUCCCACCAUCCACACCACCAUCCAGACUUCUUCUGCCCGCCCCCUCCUGCUCCUUUAGUCAACCCUGCCUCACAUGAGAGGGGGCCGGCCAAUGUGGGACGAGAGCCUAAAAUCACUGGGCCUACAUUUGUGCCAUCUGUGGCGGGCCUAGGGGACAAAUCUAGUGGUCCAUUCCAGCUUGGUAACCCAGACUGCCAUGGUGUGGGCGGUGGAGUGGGAGGCGGCAAUAACAAGGAUAAGGUAAUAGAAAAGAAUGGAGGCGGUGGGCACCAUAGUAAUUGGCAAAGAAAACAGCAACAACAACAGCAGCAGCAGCAGCAACAGCAGCAACAGCAGCAGCAACAACAACAACAACAACAACAGCAGCAGCAGCAGCAGCAGCAGCACCCAUACAGAAAGACAGACAAGGCUCCAGAUUGGAUGCAGUCCCACCACCAACACCUUCAGCCCUCACAGCUCCCUCCACCUCCCCAACUACAACAGCCUCCACAUCCCCAACAGCAGCACCAGGCUGUGCGAUCGCGCAGUGCUGAGUGUAUCAACAGCGGUGUGGACAUGGAUGUGUUUAGACCCUCGAUGCCCCAGGGGCCAAAGGCUGGACACUCUGUCGCUCAUUCUGUCAACACAUCUCCUUACAGAGACUGUUCCCAUCCAGGACCCCAACCUAACUCCUCCCCCCUUGGCAGUAAAAGCAUGGUUCAACAUAGUGGGACUGGAGUAGCCCAUGGCCCUGGUCCUGCUGUUAGCUGCUCCUUGCAGAGAGAUGGCCAAAAGGUAGCCAGGAUACGCCACCAGCAACAUGGCCGACCGGGACCCGAUGCUCCUUCUCCUGCCGAGUUGAACCAAGGGACUAGUCAGGAGCUAAAAAGAAAAAUGGAGAUGUCUCCUUAUGUUUACGGCAACAGCAGCGGGCAGCACCACCACCAGCAGACCCCAGUGCCACCCUGGGCCAUGAGGCCUCCCCACCACAUGCCACAAACCGAGGAGGAGCAAAGGAAGUCUUACAUGGAGUUAGGGAGUACUGGUGGACAACAAUCUCAGCCGCAGCUGCUGCAGCAGCAGCAGCAGCCGCAGCAACAGCAGCAACAGCAGCAACAGCAGCAGUCGGGAAUGAGCCUGCAACCUCCCCAGCCUCCCUCAGCAUCUCCCCUCAGUCAGCAACAGCUGCAGCCACAGCAGCAAUCAGAGCCCCAGGGUCCAACUCAGGGGGAGAGCAGUGCCAUGAAAAGCUUACUAAAAUACAGCAACCAGCAACAGCCACUGCUCCUCUCCCAGAAGAGCCCCUUUGGAGGGCUGGGAACGCUCAAAUCAGGUCCUGCUGGGGGGAGCUGUGCCCUACAGGGCAACAAACAGACUCUACCUUCCAGAAAGGGCCCAGCCAAUGACAACGAGCGCCCUGAUUACAGUGGGCGGGGCCGGGAUAUGGGGGAUACAGGUCAUGGGGAAAGUGAGGUGCGGCAGCCGCCAGUGGGAAUUGCAGUGGCUGUGGCCAGACAAAGGGAGCCGCCUUGUCGCUCCGCGGACAGUCAUCCAAACAGCCGACAAGGCAGGGUACAUCCCUCAGUGAAAGGACCGCCCCGCUCCAUGUAUCCUUCAGAUCCUAAUGCCGAAGAGGAGCGAAAGAGGAUGAGCGGGGAACAGAUAGGUCUGACUUGCUUGGACAGAGAGAGAGAUGCAUAUAUCAGGGAUAAUAAGGAACGGGUGGAGUUUGCAAGAAUCCACCCCUCCAACAGCUGUCACGGAGAUCUGACCUCUCAUCUCAUGGUCCCAGGCGGGACUUCCCUCCAGUCGGGCCAAUUAGGAGAUCCUGCUGCACAUUCGGCUCACCACCAUUGGAUGCCAAGAACUGGAAGCCCAUCCCUCUGGAUGACAGGACACUCUUAUGCAGGUAUAGGUCACACAGCCCUGCAUCAGAAUCUGCCCCCAGGUUUCUCGACAGCUAUGCCAGGCCCCCUGCAGCCAGUCCUGCCUCUGCCCCAGGACCCCUCUGCCCAGCUGGUGGUCUUGCCCACUGAGCCCCCCGCCCAUCCUGCGACCCAUCACCUGGAUGUGAUGGAGCAGCCAGGGCUGUGGCCCCCUGUGUAUGGUGCCCGGGGCCCACCCUCCCACAUGCAGCAUCCUGCUGUGUACUCCCGAACCCAGUUUCUACGGCAACAGGAGCUGUACGCUCUCCAGCAGCACCAGCAGCUCCAGCAUCAGCAUCAGCAUCAGCACCAGAGCCACCAGUCGCAGCAACCACAGUCUCAAACUCAGCAGCAGCAGCAGCAUCAGCAGCACAGAGCUGUGCAUGGCAUGGACAUGCAGCAUCAUGCCACUCACAAUUCGCAGAUGCAGAAGAGGCCGGAUGAGCCAUCUGUUGAACUAGAGGAACUCAUUUCGGAACCCAGAACAUCAAAACCUGCCAAGGCCUACUCUUACAACCCAUCUCAGAGGAACACUUCUCCGCCUGGGGCCUGUGCCGCUCACCUGUCCCCUUGUUGCCAGUCCCCGUCUCUACGACCACAUCCCAAGAGCACUCCUUCUACACCCUGCCCUGCUCCCAGCCCUGCCGCAGCAGCCCCUCACUCACCUGCCAUCAGCCCUGCUCCAUCUCAGAUGCUCAAGGGAGCCGAGUCCCAGGACAAGCGAGGAGAGGGCCAGCCUCCCCAGGGUUACCCACAGUCUCUGGAGCCUGACUUGCCUCCUGGAUAUACCUACACUGCUAUUCCCAUGGGCUACAGGAACGGGCCUUCCCCCCAGGAUGUUCGACUGGCUGAGCCAGCUGACCUGGAAGCAGUCCAAGUGGAGCCUGCUGAGCAUGCUCCUCAGUCUCUCUCCAGCCUGGGGGAGGAGCUAGACUGCCAAGCAGUGGUCAGGCCCCUCCCAGAGCCACUCCCAUCCGAGGAACUAGAGAAAGAAGAGGAGGAAAGAGUGGUGGAGAGAGUUCUGGAACAGAGGGAGGAAGCGGAGGUAGCACUGGUGACAGCAGCCAACUAUGUGCCUGGAGAGAGGGAGGUGGAGGAGCAGGGGCCCGCUGAGGAAGAGGUGAUGGUUUGCCCCCCUGCUAAGAGCCCGGUGUGCGAGGCUGCUUCCUGUCCAGUCCCCCUUUCAACAGAGGAGCUUGAAAGGCCAGAAGCUGUCAUCACCUUGGAGGAGGAAGCGGAUGAUGAGGCGGUGGAUAGCCAGUUGGAGCACGCUCAAAAGGUCAACAUGCCUGCAGAGCAGGAGCCAGAGCUGCCCACCAUCAUUGAGCUUGACCCUCCUUCCCCUGAAGCUCCUGAGCCUCGGCCCCCGUCCCUUGAGGAAGCAAAGGACAGCGAGCAGCAGCAGCACAAGAAUGCGACGAACCCUGAUGGCGGCCCAGUGGAUUUUGUGUGUCUUUCCCCUGCCUCAACGUCUGCCCCUAGCCCAAACCAGGCAACUGUUGCCGUGCCCCACAAACCUCUCGUGCCCUGCUACUGGAGCCUGGAGCUGCUGAUUGCGGCUGCCUUCUGCACAGACGUACCUCCAUUUCCCUUAUUCCCUCUUGGCACCCCAUCAGUUGCCUCAUCGCAGCCCAACCCCUACCAGGGUAUGGAGCUUCUGAGUGAGCUGGCAGAUCUGGAGCUGCAACAGCAAAAGCACACCUGUGGGAAAAGUCAGGAAGAGGAGUUGCUGAUGUUUGACCUCCAUAGCCUUGCUACCCUGGCCACAGCCCGCGCUCUGGAGAUGGACUCCCAGGAAUGCAGCAGUCCGGGUUCAGGGCGACACUUCCCGGCCCGCAGGAUCCUCAAUUUACGUAGGAAAUGCAGUUGGACACCUCGCAAUGAACCAGUGUGCCCGGCCAAAGGUAGCAUGGAGACAAUGGACGGUCCCGAGCUUGCAAUGCGUGUGAAGUUGGCUGAGCUGCAGCGCCGCUACAAAGAGAAGCAAAAGGAGCUGGCCAAACUUCAGAGGAAGCACGAUCAUCAGAAGGAGGAAACACCUCGCAGCCCAGCUCGGCGAGGACCGGGGCGGCCAAGGAAGCGGAAACCCACCCUCACCACAUGUCCAGUGUCCUCAUCUGAGGGCCAAAGAAAAGUCAAGUCGAUGGGGGCGGGGCUUGCACUGUCGCCUGAGGACCAAGGAGGGGGCGGUGACAGCCAGAGAAGGAAGAAGAGGCUGUCCAGUCGAGGCUUUGAGCGGCUCAGCAGCACACAGCAGAUAAAAGCACAGGGCUGCAGAAAAAGCGGUCUUCACGGCAUGCUCAGCUCCAAGCUGGCCGGCGAUGUGACUCAGCUCAAACAGAAAGCCCAGUGUAAAAAGAUUCUCUCGGGGUCGGGCUCCAGAGACAAGGAGGUUUCGCCCUGCAACUCCAACCCCAAGCAUGGACACAGAAACCAGUCCGCUGGCAAAGCAGAGUCCAGGCGAGAGUCUGGGGGACAAAGUGACACAGCAGCCAGUGUGGACAGUAGCCCCCAAGACAGCUGGACUGGACUUGUGCACCACGGACGUAAAAAGGGAUCCUCCACCCUGACACAGGGCUCGUCCCGGCUGAGCCAGCCAAGAGCGAGAGAUCACCGCCAGAGACGUGACGCGAUGGAGGAGGAAGAGAGCUCCCCCGUAGAGAGUGGCUCCUCUGAUCAAGAAGAGGAAGAAGAAGAAGGCAGUUAUGAUACUGAUGAAGGUCGAGACUACCGAGCCCAGCCCCGAAGAGAAGUCACCUCGAGCUCCUCCGUGACAGGUCCGAGUCCCUCAUCUGUUGUAAAACUGGAGGCCAACCAGAAAGCCAGGAACAAAAAACAGAGACAGGAGCUUUAUGGCUCACAGAGUCUGUCUGGAGCCGAAGGGGAGGUCAAAGUAAGGAAGAAGCCCCCCUGCAGGCUGGGCCUGGCCACUGCAGUCAAAAACCGCCGUGAAGAUCACCGGUCUGAGGGGGUGAGAAGGCCAUGUGGACCCAGGUCUAAAGAGCCUCGGUGGGGCAGUCUUGGGACCAGAGGCAACCGCUACCGGAGGAGCAUGGGACUGGCCACCUUCCCGACCACCAGUGAGAGACUAAAAAGGGCGACCCGCAAGAGCACCAUGUUGAGAGGAGCAAUCAAUAAGAGGAGAAGUUGCUGGUCAGUUGGGGGCCCAUCUUCACAGAGUGAGGAGGGCAGCAGGGGACGAAGGAACAAGGACCAGCAGCCAAAGGGACGAGCCGUCAGUCGGCUGCUGGAGAGCUUUGCGGCCGACGAGGGUUUUCAGAUGGAUGGCAGCAGCUUCUCAGAAGAGGAGGAAGACAGCAGCCGCUCGUACAGCAACAAAAGCCCUGAAGUUCCUAGGUGCGUCGUGACCAAAGAACUCUUGACCGAUGGACUGAAGGUGCUGAUCUCCAAGGACGAUGAGCUUCUAUACGCUGCCAGAGUGCACACACUGGAACUACCCGACAUCUUUAGCAUUGUUAUCUACGGUGAGAGAGGAAACCGCCCAAGAAUCUAUUCAUUGGAGCAGCUGCUGCAGGAAGCUGUCCUGGAUGUACGGCCUGAGGCAGAGACGAUGCUUAGUGAAGGAACCAGGGUGUGCGCUUACUGGAGCGAACGCUCGCGCUGCUUGUACCCAGGCUACGUUCGCAGAGGUGGUUCAUCGGAUGAAGGGAAGCAAGGAGGAGUGAUGAUAGAGUUUGAUGAUGGAGACAGGGGGAAGAUCUCUCUCCCAAACAUCCGCCUCCUGCCUCCAGGAUACCAGAUUCACUGUGGGGAGUCAUCUCCUGCCCUGCUGAUACCCAGCGAGGCCACGGUUAAGAGAAGUUCUAGUCUGGAGCAGGCCCCUCUGAGUGACAGGCCUUCUGACAGAUACAACCUUAUCAAUACUUUAACUAACAGCCAAACUCCACUUCUUCACAAAAGAAGACCAGGGAGACCAAAGGGCUCUGGGAAAAAACAAAAGCAGCAGCAACAGCUGGCUGAGAAUGCCAAUAAAAAUCCUUCACCUUUCCUGGGUUGGCCUUCGUUGGGCAACACCAGGAAGAGGUCGUCCGACAACCUGUUUGAGCUCAAUGGGGCACCCAGGAAGGCCUUAAGAGGGACGGAAGAUGACCUGUUCCCCUUGGCUAGGAGCCAGCCAUUGACCUCCACCCCUGCCAAAGGCCUUUUCAGCAGCAGCUCCUUUGAGGUGGACUCCUUCAGCAGCAUUGCAAAUGGAUACUCUUCCUUCUGUACUCAGUCUACAGGACCAAAUCAAGGUUUAUCUCUGGUCCCAAGGAGUGGGACACAUGGCCAGAGGCGCAGGCAAGAUGAGCUUAUUGUGCCAAGAAGCAGGAAGUCUGGACAAGAGUUCUUAGUCAAGUUAGAUCACGAAGGAGUGACCUCCCCCAAGACAAAGAACAGCAAGGCUCUGUUGUUGCAAGGUGGCUCUUCCAGUGUGGGUGGCAUGCCCCGGGCAGAGGCUUACUCUCACCCAGUCCUGCUGGUUAAAGACAACAAAAAGGGCGGUGCCUCCAGAGUAGAACUUCUCCGGAAAGGAACCACACCCCAAAGAAAGCCCUCCUAUUCUCUGCGUCUGGAUGAAUAUGGCGACUUGGGCUUCAGCGCCCACAGAGACUGUGACAGCUCCAACUCUGAUCUGGAUGAUGAAGAGGAGGAGAGGAGGAGAACUGCACUAGCUGCAGCCUCAGGAGGACUAAGGACGGCUGGCCGCUUCCUGUCUCGUCUCUCCGUCUCCUCAUCGUCUUCUGGUUCUUCAAGCUCCUCGUCUUCAGGGUCUAUCUCCAGUUCCAGCUUGUGCUCCUCGGAUAAUGAUUCCUCUUACAGCUCAGAGGAUGAGGACAGUUCUACAUUGAUGCUUCAGAGUUGUAUGUCUUCCCACCGAGGCCUCCUGCAACCUUCUGAACCGUCCACGUCUUCAAGGCCACACCAGCACUCUUUUGUGGCCAAAGCUGUUGCUGUUUCCAACGCCAAAGGAGACCCCUCUGACCAGAUCUCCAACAACAAGUCCCUGAAGAGGAAAGAAUGCACCAGUUCCACCUCUAAAACAUCGAAGGAUUUUGUGAAGAAACCUAGGAUGCUUCCAGAUGACGCUUCAUUUAUUCCAAGGCCUAAGAUGUCUGUAUUUAUGGCAGGACGACAAACGUGGAGGUGGUCAGGAAACCCCACACAGCGGCGAGGUCUGAAAGGCAAGGCCAGGAAGCUUUUUUAUAAGGCCAUCGUGCGAGGCAGAGACACAGUGAAAGUGGGAGAUUGUGCUGUUUUCCUCUCAGCUGGACGUCCCAACCUCCCAUACGUAGGUCGUAUAGAGAACUUCUGGGAAUCCUGGACCUCCAGUAUGGUGGUCAAAGUCAAGUGGUUCUACCACCCUGAAGAGACCAAGCUCGGCAAGAGGCAUCGAGAUGGGAAGCAUGCCCUUUACCAGUCGUGUCAUGAGGAUGAGAAUGACGUCCAGACAAUCUCUCAUAAGUGCCAGGUGGUGAGCAGGGAGGAGUAUGAGUGUCUGACUCGCAAUCAGAAGCCGAACAGUACCUCCCCAGACCUCUACUACCUGGCUGGGACGUAUGACCCCACUGCUGGUCAAUUGGUCACUACUGAAGGGCUUUCCAUCUUGUGCUGAACCUCCACGAGGACACUACUGAAGGACUCCUUUGGAGGAAGGAUAAAAGUCCAUGACUUUACCUACAAGACCCUCCAGCCUGGGAAGAUACAAAGUGCACCUUGGGUAUCCCUCAAGGACCCAUGGACUAGAUGUCAGCACCAAAGCAGGGCUGUCUGAGGUUACACACUGGAGUCUAUUGGCAUCUAACCUUUGUGGAAGCAAAGGGGAUGUCCAUAACUGGUUGAUCCUUUCAAGAGGAAUAGAAGGAAGUCUAGAUCUUCACAAAGUUCAAUAGUCCCAACUAAUCUCUUUUUAAUGGAUCCAUGUGAUAGACAGCUUCAUAAAUGGUUUUAGGACUCAUGCCUCCUGCUCCUAUCAUAUAUGUCACCAAAGGAGAGCUGAGAGUGCAUUUGACUGCAAGGUAUUAUGGGGCUGAAUAGGUUCUGCGGACCAAUUCUUCAAAUGGAAACGAAAGCGAGGCAUGGGGCUCUCCAUAGACCUCUUCAUUCCAGGGAAGUUGAAAACAUGUAAAGGAUGUAAAGUUGAUGUCUGUAAAUAUAAAAACAAAAUGUUCCCAAUCAAGCCAUACACUUCAGUACCUCUCGCCUGUCUUAACUGUUCAGGUGUAUUAUUGUAUUGUUGUCUGUUGUCUAUAUGUACAUAAAAGCUAUUUUAUAUAGGAGUUUAUUGUAUAUAUGAGAUGUAUCUUUCCAUGUUUGCGAUUGAUUUAUUUUUAUAUGGGUGUAGAAUACAUUACGUCGUUUUUUUCCUUUGCUUUGGGAAGUCAAGAUUGGAGAUGUUAGUGUUGCACUGCAUAUGCCCUGCUGAGAUAGACGGAGAGAGACAGACAGAGCACAAACAAAGACGGAAGGAUUUAGUCUAUAAGUCUAUAACAGAAGACUCACUUUCUGAGAGAGAGGAGUCAUCCUGUUUAAAAAAAAUAAAAAUAGGUCAAGUGGCUUUUUGUAAAAGUGUUCUGUUACUUUGCAUCGUUUUUAUCCUAUUUUAAAAACACCUUUUUAUUUAUGUACCUCUCAGUUGGUCAUCAUCACAAGGCAGAUCCCACUGGACUGCAAUCACGGGUCAAAAAUGAUUUAAGAUCAAUGAUAUGAGUAUAACCUUUUGACACAAUAUUUGUGCGUGAUGAGUGUCCUGGCAUCACUAUAAUCAUGUCCAAAAUCAAUUUAGAAACAAGACUGGAUCUGAGAACGUGUUAAAUGAAUGCAUAGUUCAACACCAUGAUCCACAAAAUACCAAAGUGUCUUUUAUUCUCUGUAUUUCCUUCAUUUAAAUUGAACACAUGCCAAGCACCUGUACUGAACUCAAAUCAGACAUCACUGGUAACUUAUUGAAUACGUGUCCUCCACUAUGUGCAUACAUAUUGGAUUAGCAUUGUGACAAUGGUUCUCUUGCACAUGUACCUGCAGUUUUGUUUAGUGCAAACAUGGGAGUAUGACUAUGAAGGUCAAGGUACUGACAAAGUAAGAUAUUGAGUUCUGGCAAUUUGUUGGAAUUAUUUUUUUUUGUUUAGUUUCAUCAGCCAUCUGUGUCUAUUUUGUACAGUACACACACACACUCAAUGCUAACUGUGAAGGACAAUCAGAUUCACAAAGCAAUGGACAGAGUAGGUUCACUCAAUCUGAAAAAUUACUUAAAAUUUAUUUAAUUUGUGCCAAGUACAUUUUGUCUAUAUUUUGUCUUGUUUUUGAUAUGCAAUCCUGAGUAUUCUUUGUUCACAAAGUUUUAUUCUGUUCGCCAACAUUUUAUUUAUUGUCGAUGUUGC